AUGGCGAUGAUUUCUCUUCCUCUAGUUCUCUUGCUGAUUUCAAACAUUUACUCUCAUACUGCAGAAAGACCGACACCUCAAUUGUCUGUUUGGCCUGAUGAUCAUGUAUUCAGAGGAGAAACUGUCAAUCUCAGAUGUGUCAUCAAUGGAGGAAGAUGCAGGAGGUGGCAGUACAGCUGGUAUAAAGAUGAUUCAAUCAUCCAGCGAAAUAAACUUCAGCAUUACACAAUCAGAUCUGUUACUGAGUCUGACGCAGGUGAAUACACCUGUAGAGGAACAAAGACCAGGGGAUCACGAUACUCACGCAUCAGUAAUGCAGUUACACUGACAGUAUCAGGAUCAAAACCAAAACCUGAUCUCACCUCAGAUACUGAAGGAUCUGUACUGACAGGUAACACAGUGACUCUGAAGUGUCGCAUUGAUCAUUGGUCUACUGGAUGGAAGUUUUACUGGUACAAAAACACACAAAACACUGAGAAGAUGACAACAGAAACAAACUCUUACACAAUCAACUGUGUUAAAGAUUCAGAUGGAGGUCAGUACUGGUGUAGAGCUGGAAGAGGAAACCCAGACUAUUACACAGACUAUAGUGAUGGACUGUGGAUAAAUGUUACAGAGAGUCCAAAACCUGUAGUGAGUGUUAAUCCUGACAAACAGCUGUUCAGAGGAGAAACUGUUACUCUGAGAUGUGACAUACAGGAUACAGGAGACACUGAGUGGACAUACAUCUGGACUGUAGAGAAGAGAAAUAACAGAAAUAUAAUCACACAAUGCAACACACAAGAGUGUAAAAUCAACAACAUUCAACAGACUGACAGUGGUAAAUACACCUGUAGAGGAAAGAGUGUAAAUGAACAAUACACUGAGAUGAGUGAUGCUGUUACACUGACUGUAUCAUCAGAUAAACCCAAGCCAGUUUUAAGUGUUUCUCCAGACCGGUGGUUGACUGAAGGAGAUUCAGUGACUCUGAUGUGUGAGGUUAUAAAUUCAUCUACAGGCUGGACAUUCAGCUGGUUCACUGAACAGAAGAAAGGCGACUAUCAGCUUGUGUCAGACAGCAUUCGAGGAUCUAAAGGCAACUAUACUCUGAGUUCAGUGACUGUGAAGCACAACGGAGUUUAUGCUUGCAGAGCAGAGAGAGGAGAUCCAGUCUAUCACACAAAGUACAGUAACACAAAGCCACUGUGGAUCACUGGUGUUUCUCCUUCAGUCUCUCUGACCAUCAGCUCCAACAGAUCUCAACACUUCUCAUCUGAAUCUCUCUCUCUGAGCUGUGAGGAUCACAGUAAAUCUACUGGAUGGACAGUGAGAAGAUACACAAACACAUUGGGAACUUGUUCAUCAUCAAUCUUUGGAUCAGAACCAGGAUCUACAUGUACAAUCAGAUCUCUCUACACAUCUGAUACUGGAGUGUACUGGUGUCAGUCUGAAUCUGGAGAGAAACUUCAUCAUGUUAAUAUCUCAGUUCAUGAUGUUGAUGUGAUUCUGGACAGUCCUGUUCAUCCUGUGACUGAAGGAGAUAAUCUGACUCUGUGCUGUUUAUAUCGAGAUAAAAAACCCUCUAAACUGAAAGCUGAAUUUUAUAAAGAUGGAUCAUUGGUGCAGAAUCAGACUACAGGAGACAUGAUGAUCAUCCCUACAGUCUCAAAGUCACAUGAGGGUUUCUACUACUGUAAACACCCAGAGAGAGGAGCGUCUCCAAAGAGCUGGAUCUCAGUCACAGGAGGGGCUCAGGAGAUAUUUGAUCGCAGCAUACUGAUCAUUUGUCUGCUGGCAGUUUGCUUAUUUCCUUAG
Messenger RNA from Paramisgurnus dabryanus, 1794 nucleotides. RefSeq names its product leukocyte immunoglobulin-like receptor subfamily A member 3. Gene Ontology annotation, molecular function: transmembrane signaling receptor activity. Gene Ontology annotation, biological process: cell surface receptor signaling pathway; immune response. Lineage: Eukaryota; Metazoa; Chordata; Actinopteri; Cypriniformes; Cobitidae. The record is from RefSeq and is a predicted model, not a curated record. Gene Ontology annotation, cellular component: external side of plasma membrane.